AUGCAAAUCAUUACGGAAGAAGCUGCAAACAUUUGGCCGGAGCCAUCAGCCAAAAUCGCCGAACUUAUCGAGCAAUUCAAGGACGAAACAGCGUAUUAUGCAAGAACGAUGUCGCUAUGGUACAAGGAUAGCAAUGUUUUCGACAGCAAAAAAUUCCAAAGUGAACAAAUUUCGAAGCUUGCGACAAUUUACAGCAAAAUGCAUCCCGAAUCUGUGUACUCUCAUGUUCACACGCACUUUUAUCAUUUAUCGGAGCAUUAUUUUGGUGUACACACAUAA
This is a messenger RNA of Gongylonema pulchrum, 279 nucleotides long. Lineage: Eukaryota; Metazoa; Nematoda; Chromadorea; Rhabditida; Gongylonematidae. The record is from the annotation of a GenBank genome assembly.